AGAUAUGAGCGCCUAGAAGAGCAGCUGAAUGACCUGACAGAGCUUCACCAGAAUGAGAUGACCAAUCUCAAGCAGGAGCUGGCUAGCAUGGAGGAGAAGGUGGCUUACCAGUCCUAUGAGAGAGCCAGGGACAUCCAGGAGGCUGUGGAAUCCUGCCUGACUCGCGUCACCAAGCUGGAGCUUCAGCAGCAGCAGCAACAGGUGGUGCAGCUGGAAGGGGUGGAGAAUGCCAAUGCCCGGGCCCUGCUGGGCAAAUUCAUCAAUGUCAUCUUGGCCUUGAUGGCCGUGCUGCUGGUCUUUGUCUCCACCAUUGCUAAUUUCAUCACGCCCUUGAUGAAGACCCGCAUGCGUCUCUUGAGCACCACCCUGCUAGUGCUUUUUCUCUUCCUCCUCUGGAAGCACUGGGACUUCAUCACCUAUCUUCUGGAACAUGUGCUGCUCCCUAGCUGAUUCUCCUGGCAGCCAGAUGCCGGGGCUGCAGCAUGUUUGGUUUUUUUUCUUGAGGAGAGGGAUAAUGAGGAGACCUUCCAAUUCAGUUUCCUUUGUCUAUAUGGAGUAUGUAAUUCUCACUCAUUCUUCCCUUGCACAGCCAUCUUUAUUUACAUCCAACAUCGUUUCUCAGCUGUAAGGAGUGUAGUUGCAUCUGGGCUUGUGAGAGGAUGAGUAAGUCACUCCUCUGGGAUGCCUUUGCAAGGCAUUGUGGGAAGACAAACAAAGUCUUUAAAAAGCUUAGCCUUUUCUUUUAAAGCAAACAAAGGAAAUGAUGGUGAUUGCAAAGCUUUGUAUGCAGAGCAGAAUACCAGUCGCUAGAAAGCAGUUUUUGGGGUGUUUUCGGCCUGAGAAGGAGGGCGAACAGUUUAUUCCUAGGCACAGUGCUAACCUACUGUAUGAAGACAACGGUUUAACACAGAAGGUGAACUUUUUUCUUAACACUUCUGCCCUUUAGGAGGAAUGUGCACAGAAUUUAUGGAGUAGAAUGAUGUACAUAUCGCACCAGCUUAUCCAAGUCACAUGGAUACUUUACUUUUCCAUUCCUGCAGAACAGCUGAUUUGCCAGAAACAUACCUGGGCAUUUUAAUUAUGAUGGACUUGACAUCUUAGUGGGUUGUUUCACCAGUUCAUUUAUGCCCAGCGGAAACAAGUUCAGAGGGGAAAGCAUCUACCAUUCUGGUGCAAGCGCAACAUUUUUGGUUGGCUUUGUUUUAUUUCAUUCUUUUUGCUUUUGUUUGAUAUCUUCACAGUCUGGGGGAGAAAUUCUGACAGUGCAUCUGCGAGUCUUACAAUCUUUGCAAGUGUGUGUGUUAAUUUAUUGAUGUCACAAAUCUGUUCCUUUUUUAAUCAAGCAUUCAAUGAAAUUCAGCUGCCUUCACAUCUCCUGAGUCCCUAGAAAAAACAGAGUGUGAAGAAGGUUUUUAAAUGGUUGAAUAGUCUAUGCAAAGUUAGUGAGCCUCUGUUCUGAAUUUGGCAAUGCUUCAUCAAAUUGUACCAGUAGAAAAUUUGCUCGUUAUUUGCUCCAAGAGACAAUCCUCCAUCUCUGCAUACUGAAGUGGUUCUAUUAAUAGAACAUCAUCGUAGUGUCUUUAAAGCAGACAAAGGAAGCGGCCAUUAUAUGUAGGAUCAGGCCUUUCAAUGGAGAUUUUCUCACAAAGGGAGAAAGUAACUGAUUGCCUCUGCUCUUAAGCUUCUGAUGUAUUUCUGCAGUUUUUAUUUCAAGGGAUCUAUUCACACUUAUUGUUCAAAGCAUUUCAUUUUAUAGCAAAGCUGUCAGGAUGUGGCACAUUUUUAAGGCUUAAGAUGAAAUGAACUAACUGAGGAGUUCAUGCCUGUUGAGUGGUUAGUAUUUGCAAAAAUAUAACUGCUGUUGCUGGCAAAAGAGAGAUUUAAUUGUAAGUUGGAUGGGAAGGUUAUUCAAGGGAUGCUGUAAGAUAGGUAGGGAACCUGACCUCUCCCUGCAAGGGAGGCAAUCUGUCAAGUCCUGCAUGCCAGCUGUUGGUGGGGCUGGAGUCACCUUGUACACUCAGUCACUCUGCCUCACCAUUCAUCAGUCAUCAUCAAACAUCCAUUUACUCCACACUUUCUCUCUUUCAUCCACUGCCCCCCUUAUCCAUAUGCAUAUACAGACUCUCCAUUCUCUCUUGCUUCCUUUUCUUUCUUGCUUCCUUUCUUGCUUCCUUCCUUCCUUCCUUCCUUCCUUCCUUCCUUCCUUCCUUCCUUCCUUCCUUCCUUCCUUCCUUCCUUCCUUCCUUUCUUUCUUUCUUUCUUUCUUUCUUUCUUUCUUUCUUUCUUUCUUUCUUUCUUUCUUUCUUUCUUUCUUUCUUUCUUUCUUUCUUUCUUUCUUUCUUUCUCCCUCUCUCUCUCUCCCUCUCUCUCUCUCUCUCCUCUCUCUCUCUCUCUCUCUCUCUCUCUCUCUCCCUCUCUCUCUCUCCCUCUCUCUCCCCCCCCCUCUCUCCCUCUCUCCCUCUCUCCCUCUCUCCCUCUCUCUCUCUCUCUCUCUCUCUCUCUUUCUCUCACCCUGCCUGUAUGGUAAUUAGACUUAAGAAAAAAGCUCCUAUUUGUACCCAUGGAAGCUUUUUCCCUCCUGGCCUAAUUGCCAGUUCAGGUGGUUUUGGUGGUGGGAGGGAGUCAAGAAGAGGAUGAUUAAGCCUUUCCUCCCCAGUUUCCACCACACACAAAUCCCCCCUACAUGGCAAUUAUGUUCAGGAAAAAUAGGUUGCAGUUGCAGGCUGGAUCCAGAGGUGCCACAGACUAGGGUUCCCACCCAGGCUGCAAGAUAGUGUAAUAGACCAGAAUCAUGCAGUUUAGUUCACAACUUGGGCUAGAUUUUAUUGGUGUAGCAGAGUUGAGGUAACAGAGUCCUAAGGUGGUAGAAUGGACAGAGUUGUGGGUGGUAUGUGUUUGCGUAGGGUUACAUUUUUGAUUGCUCAUUUAUGUUAAAAACUUGUUGCAAGUAGAAAGCCAGGAUAGCAGGUAGAAGGUGGGACUAGAAGGGCCUUUCUUUUAUACCUUAGUAGGUUUCUACUUGCAGGAGUUACUUUUACAUAUGGUUUUCAAAAAUAUUCUUCACUGGCAGCCUAAAUUAUAUAAUCCAUAGUAUCUCCCAGAACUUCAUCACCUCAUUCUAUUAUAUAUGUAGAUUGUCUUAAAUGUGCUCAAGAUCAUGCUUCUGCAAAUUUUGCUUUGGUAAGAACUUUGGGCAGAUACCAAAUGAUUAUGUGGAAAGGAAAAAGGAACAUUUUUGUUAAGCCAGAAAGGUAUUCCAGUACUUUGUAUAUUCUGGUAUUGCUAAAACCCAAGAGGAUAUGCACUUUAUGAUGCUUUAAUCUAUUGGAAAUCACUGUGGUGUAAGAUCUUAGGAUCCAAGAGUUGCAUACAGGGCAGGGCAAUUAUGAGCAGAAUAUAUUUGGCAGGUACAACUUUCACCCCAGUGACACACACUCUACAACAGGAAAAGUUUCAUCUGCUGAAAUCUUUCUUUGUUAUGACAAAUAAAUGCAGAACAUCCUGGCAGAGUGAUUAUCUACUUCUCCCUUUAUGCUGGCCCUUUCUGUGACCUUUCAGAUUUGCUCUUUAUUAUACAAUCCAUUUCUGAUUUUUGUGUGUCUGAGAAUACUACCUAUAACGGAUAAUCAUAGUCAAGGUGACACGUUUACAAACCCAAGCACCUGAUCUUGGCUUCUGAGAGUCUGCAUUUUAUUCACUUUAGCACCUAAAAUGGAAUGUUGGCCUGAGACUUAAUCUCUACAAUGUAUUGCCUUUUUGCAAAGGAGGCCUCUGAUGACAAUAUUUCAUCAUAUGGCAGACACAGUUGUGAUCUGCCUUUAAUAACCCCAGGAGAUGUGAAGACGCCAAUUUUUCUUGUAUGCAUAUAUUUAUUUUGUAUAUUUUCCUCAAGAGUCAGAAAAUCAACUUACCUUUCCUGAUCGGUUACAGAAGGAGCUGAUUUUCUAGUGUAACGUGCAUGGAUUAUUUAUUUAAUGAUCUUAGAAUGAAUGUUGAAUGAAUUGGAAAAGUGCUUUCAGUAAUAAACAAAAAACUAUUCCAGAACAUAAAAUAAAACAGAUUUUGUCCAGAAUCCACAGUGAAAGUGUAACUGUGGUGCUGGAUUUGAGCUAGAUGGGGGUUCCCAGGCUGGCUUUGCACAGCAAGGGGAGAGCAUAGCCAGCUAGGAUUCUUAAUUCUUGAUAGUUUUUGCUACUGGACUGUUUAUACUCAUGGAUGCCAUCCCACACACAUAACUUGUGUUUUGAUGUAAUGAACUGAAUAGUCCUUUUGAACACUGGCUGGUGUAAGAACAGCUGGGUUCCCAGGCUUGGAUGCUCCAGAAGCAAACAAUUGCAAUAGUCCUUUGUGGCCUUAGAAUCAUGACUGCAUGAUAUGUUUACUGAUCUAAAUUAAAACUGACAAAGUAUCUUUACUUCCCCUCCCCAGCCUUAUUAAGUAUAUGUGUGGCAGAUGGCCACAUUGUGUUUCAUGGGAAGCCUACAUCAAAAUUAGUUUAGGACUGUUUUCAUGCCAUUGGUCAUAUCUAUUGUACCCACAUAUAUGUAUGGAGGAUUCCCAUGUCCAGGGCUGCAAGGUAAAGCGACAUUUGACACUUGAUGGAGUGGUGCUGUCACUUGCAACACUGCCCUAGCAGAAGGAGGGAUUAAUUAUCCAGUGAACUUGUAACUGGAAAAGUGUGGUUGGCAUUUUCACAUGAUUGUUGCAACCAUAUAAUUAAUUACAUAAUGGCAUGAAAGAUAUUUCAUGUGAAUUGGGUGUUAGUGGUUUCAUGACCAGUAUGGAUACAAAAAAACACCCCUACAAGGUUUUAUAGUGCUAAGUUUCUAGCCCUUAUGGCAGGCUUGAAUUGGCAAGAUUGUGGUUUUCUAUCCUAGAGGAAGCCCAAGCCCACUCCAUGGCAUAACCUUCUUCUGAUACUGUUUGACUGUAUUUAUUAUGUAUGCUUGAAUCUUGUCUUACGCCUUGAUAUUAUGUUUGAUUUCCAUUGGGAAGCCCAUACAAAGGAAACUCUGGUUUCAUUUCACUAUAUUUUUCCAUUCAUUUUUUUUUCAAAUAAAGAAUUUUAAAACACUGGCAAAAUAAAAGUUACUUA
Messenger RNA from Rhineura floridana, 5095 nucleotides. Its product is annotated as transmembrane and coiled-coil domains protein 2-like. Gene Ontology annotation, cellular component: endomembrane system. Gene Ontology annotation, biological process: amyloid precursor protein metabolic process. The annotation marks the transcript as partial. The record is from RefSeq and is a predicted model, not a curated record. NCBI's taxonomy places the organism in Eukaryota, Metazoa, Chordata, Lepidosauria, Squamata, Rhineuridae. The transcript has 2 exons.